CAGCGUUUAGUGGUUGUAGCGAGUGGUCGCAGGUCGGCAUGGGGGUGCGAGCAGACUUUGGGGGUGCACGCUAGUAUCGGCACUUCCUGGAAGCAUGAAUUCGGGCGAUGUCUCCAAGUCUAGUCCCCUUCUCUAAGAGGGGGUGGGAAGUGGCGGCUUAUUCCUGCACCAGAGGAGAUGCAGCGCGCACGCCAGCAGGCACAGCAAGUGCACAGCCCGGGGCCUGGCAGGUGUGACGUGCAUCAGAGCCACCCUGCACUCAGCACACUCGUGCGGUGCCGCAGUCCAGCGCCGUGCCCACGCGGAGCCUGCCCUGCCAGGCUGGAGCUGGUCAGCAGCAGAUGCCAGUAUGGACAGGGUAGCUGACGAUGCUCCUCCCCGCCCAUCACUCCCGAGACAUUGAGCGGAAGCCGGAGUACCUCCAGCCGGAGAAGUGCGCCCCCCCGGCCCGGCCCGGCCCCGCGGGAACCAUGUGGUUCAUCCGCGACGGCUGCGGCAUCGCCUGUGCCAUCGUCACCUGGUUCCUGGUCCUCUACGCGGAGUUCGUGGUCGUCUUCGUUAUGCUGAUCCCAUCCCGGGACUACGUGUACAGCGUCAUCAACGGAGUCGUGUUCAACCUGCUGGCCUUCCUGGCCCUGGCCUCCCACUGCCGGGCCAUGCUCACGGACCCCGGGGCCGUGCCCAAAGGAAACGCCACGAAAGAGUUCAUCGAGAGCCUGCAGCUGAAGCCCGGCCAGGUGGUGUACAAGUGCCCCAAGUGCUGCAGCAUCAAGCCCGACCGAGCCCACCACUGCAGCGUGUGUAAGCGGUGCAUCCGGAAGAUGGACCACCACUGCCCCUGGGUCAACAACUGCGUGGGCGAGAGCAACCAGAAGUACUUCGUCCUGUUUACGAUGUACAUAGCCCUCAUUUCCUUGCACGCCCUCGUCAUGGUGGGAUUCCACUUCCUGCACUGCUUCGAAGAAGACUGGACAAACCUCCUGAAAGCCUAUGGACUGAGCAGAGGAGACACAGCAGAGUCCCAAGUCUCUCUUCAGGAAAAUAAGCAGCCCCCUAAAGUUUCGGCAGAGUGCAGCUCCUUCUCCCCGCCCACCACGGUCAUCCUGCUCAUCCUGCUGUGCUUUGAGGGCCUGCUGUUCCUCAUCUUCACGUCGGUGAUGUUCGGGACCCAGGUGCACUCCAUCUGCACGGACGAGACGGGCAUCGAGCGCCUCCAGCGGGAGAGCCGGCCCCGGGAGCACAGGCGCAGCUGGCGGUCGGUCAAGGAGACCUUCGGCGGGGACUUCUCCCUAAACUGGUGCAACCCCUUCUCCGGGCCGUGGCAGCCUGAGAUCCCCGUGGACAAGGACUUGGUGCGGCAGGAGUCAUCACCGUCGGACACGGACGUCACCGACACCACCGAGCACUCGGAGGGGACGAAGGACGAGGACUCUGUGGAGGUGACAGAUGAAUAGACGCUGCUGUGAGGACAGCUGGGCACUAAGGGGCUCCGACCUCGUCCUGGGCCUGGGCUGGGGGCUCGCGGCCUCCUCCCUCUGCGUGCCGGCCAGGUCUGGGGUGGGAGGGUCAGCGAAGGACAGCCUGUGCCCAGCAGGGAGGGUGCCUUGAGCAGGCAGCAGGGCAGAGAGCUGCCCUCCCCCUUCCUCGGGGUGCUGUCUAACCUCAGGAGGGUCCGAACCCCACUCCUGGCGUUCAGGAACCAGAGCUGUGACAUCCUGACAGACGGACAGGGCAGGGCAGGGCUGGGCACAGGCACCUGAGGUCAGGGACUGUGGCCUGGAAAGGCUGCAAAGACCCUCCUGGAAGGGUGCCCCUGCAGCCUCAAUUAGAGAAAGGCCUGGGUGCUACUCAGGUCGUCCGUCAGGGGUUGGCACAGCCUGGCCAGGAGCCCACGGUUGGGCUGCCAUGUGCACACGCGUGCCAGCUAUGCCCAGCUAGGAGGCUGUCAGGACAGCGGCAGUGAGUUAGCGAAGCUUCGUGAUACACAGCUGGAGCAGCCUGCCAGGCUCAGCCUUCUGCAGCGUCCCCUCCCGGAGAGAGCCCACGGCUCAUGUGGGCAGAGCUGCCUGGAAACCCUGCCAGUGUGCAAGGCUGGGCCGCCCACGAUGCUGGUCCUACCUCUGCAGGGGUGGUUGCUGGGCCGAGACCCCACAGUCCCUGUAGGAUGGGCUAGGCCUAGUCCCCCUGAAGCCUGGGUGUGUGACUGACCAGGGGUCCCUACCCUGGCCCACUGGUCACUGAGCUGCACCGUCUGUGACUCCAGUAGGCUCCCCAUCCCUGCUCCCUGGCUUUGGCCCCCAUUCUUCCCUCUGGCCACAUCCCCAGCACUGGCUGGCACCAGGAUGGGGGCGCUGCAGGCUCAGGUGCAAGGGCGUGUCAGGGUCCUCUCUCAGCUCCAGGCCAACAGGCGUGAGUGCGGCCCAGUAGGGCCUGAGGCCUCGUGGGAGGUUGGCGUUCAGCGGUGCAGCCUCAGAUGCAAGCAAGGGCUCGUGUGACCACACAAGGAAAGGAGCCUCAAGUGGCCUGGCUCUCGGCGGUCCCGGGCCCUCUGGGAGGACCGAGGGUGUGUCAGAGCCGGGCCCCCUGGGAGGACCGAGGGUGUGUCAGAGCCGGGCCCCUGGGAGGACUGAGGGUGUGUCAGAGCUGGGCCCUCUGGCUGUGCGGACUGUCCCCAGGGCUGGGCCGAGUGCCAGCAGGUCCUGAGUACAGAGCCCUCCGGCCCUUCCCACGAGGGGAGACAGCCCGACUCGUGUACACAGGGCAGUCGGGAGACAGGCCUGCCCUGCCCAGGCCACGGCCCGGCUUCUCAGCGCACGUCAGCCUGAGUAUUUAUCACGAGGUAAGGUGCCUAAACAGCUCUGAUCCGGCACCUGGGUAGGGACAGAGCCGACACAGCCAUGAGGGAGAGCUCUUCUCCCUAAGCUGGGGUCCUAGCCUAAGGGGCCAAGGCCGUCUGGGGUGGGGUGUUCACCAGAGAUGAAGGCUGGGAGGGGGCAGCGGUCGGAGUGAGGGCAGCAAUUCCGUGGCCGCUGUUGGCUGACCACGUCGGGCUUGGGUUGAGUUCAGGCCUGAGGUCUGGGUGUGUGCAGACCACGUGGCCUUGACAGUGUCCUUGCACAUGGGUCAGCUCGGCCUGGAAGCAGGCCCGCACCUGCCCACCACCGUGUUUGGCCCUGUCCGCCCUCAUCACCCUCCCCAUCUCCACACUGCACCCCAGCCCCAUCACACCCGUCCAGGAGGAAUGCUGCCCCCCUGCGGCACCCUAACCUGCCCAUCACACCCGUCUGGGAGGAGUGCUGCCCCCCUGCGGCACCCUAACCUGCCCACCACCCACACCCUACAGGUGACAGCACAAUGUCACUGUGCUCAGCCCCGCGCCCCAGCGGACAGGCGGGAGGGGCCACUCUGAAUAAAGCCCUUGCUCAGCGUG
This is a messenger RNA of Tupaia belangeri chinensis (Chinese tree shrew), 3430 nucleotides long. It is a transcript of the gene ZDHHC3, whose product is annotated as zDHHC palmitoyltransferase 3. Gene Ontology annotation, molecular function: palmitoyltransferase activity. Bases 369 to 1454 code for a protein of 361 amino acids. NCBI's taxonomy places the organism in Eukaryota, Metazoa, Chordata, Mammalia, Scandentia, Tupaiidae. The record is from RefSeq and is a predicted model, not a curated record. The transcript is spliced from 8 exons.